Closterium sp. NIES-65 is the source of this 1500-nucleotide messenger RNA. Lineage: Eukaryota; Viridiplantae; Streptophyta; Zygnematophyceae; Desmidiales; Closteriaceae. The record is from the annotation of a GenBank genome assembly.
AUGUUUGCGAGGUUGCCGCGCAAGCUCACACCUUGUUCCUGCCUACCUGCUAUGUCUUGUAGAUCUCCCUCCACAGCCACGGAAGUGGUAGCGGAGCACAAGCAGGAGGAGUGCAAGGACAAGCGGAGGGAGGCAGGUGCUGCUGAGAGACACAUGCAAGAGAAGCGCGUGUCAGACGAGGACAUUCAAGAGGCAGGCCUUCCCCACACUUUCACCACCGAAGCUGUGGGCAAGUGGCUAGAAGCAGCAGAUAGGGAGAGGGCUGUUAUUGAAGAAGGCGCCAAGGCUGGGGCUGCAGAUGGGAGCGAGUCGGCAGAGGGGAGUGAGGCUGCAGCGCAAUGCCAAGGAGUGGAGGCUACGGCAGAGACAUAUAAACAGGAGACGCGAGGGCUGGAGAGCCUGGUAACCUGGCUGUGCUGUAAUCGCGUGAGCGUAGGAGCUACCGACGAUGAGAUGUUGUCAAAGCUGGACUCUUCGGGAGAAGAGCUCAAAACUCUUACGGAAAACAUUGACGUGAGCUGCAUUGACGAAUCGGAGCAACGCCGUUAUCAAGCCAUUGUAACAGCUGCAGACGCUGCAAAGGUGUUGCAAGCGUCCGCCAAGGGUGGUGGGCGGGGUAGAGACAUGGCUUCAGGGGGUUCAUCCGCCGCAGGUACAUCUGCAGGGGCCGAGCAAGGGGCGAUAGGGGACGUUGCUGUCCCCAUGGUGGCGGGGUCUGCCAUGGCUGGAAUGGGGGUUGAUGGGGCACGGCAGGCGGAUGAUAACCACAAGGGUGGGGGGGUUGGGGGCGGCGGACCCAUGCCUCGGGAGGAGGUGGAGGCGGGGAAGGCGGAGGGAUUGCGGAAGGCGCGGGGGGAGGCAGCAGGGGGGGUUGUAACAGAAUGGUUUAGCAAUGCAUUCAUGGAAGAGUUGUCCGACCAAGUCAUGAGGGAGAGUGAGGGUGGGAAUGAUAUUUAUAUAAAGGGGGGAGGGGAGGAGCAUGUGGAUGAGGCAGAUGAGGAGGAGGAGGAGGAGGAGGAGGAGGAGGAGGAGGAGGAGGAGGAGGAGGAGGAGGAGGAGGAGGAGGAGGAGGAGGAGGAGGAGGAGGAUAAGAAGGUGAUAAACUCAGAGGAAGAGAUGUACAAUGCUGAGGAUGAUGAGGUUGAGGAGGAUAGGGAAGAGGACUUCGCUGGAUUGGAAAAUGAGGAAGAGGGGGCCACAAAAACACUACGAGGUCUACAACAAGCUACAAAGGCGGAUGCGAAGGGGAAACGUGCUAUGGCCGACCAGGAACCUUCUAAGAAGCGUGGUCGCGGAUUGAGGCGGGGUCGCGGUGGGGGAAAGGUUGGAAGAGCGGGUGGGAGAGCGCGUGGAGGAGGGGGACGCGCUGCCAACUUUGAGCUCAAGCAGUACACGCUUGCGUUCAUUGCUUUGCCAUCAAAACACACGGCGAAUAAGAUCGCUGAGCGGAUUGAGGCAGUGUUGGUGGAAUGGGAGCUGGAAGAGAGGACCAUGGUGUAG